AUGUCUCCUUCAUUAAAGCAACUUGAGGGUUCUGAGAUACUAGAUUUUAUUGCUGCAUCAGAUGAAUUAUUUCUUCAUGAAUUAUUUAAUUAUUCUCAAGAAUAUCUAAUUGAACACAAAGCUGAGUGGGUGAGACAAAACCUCGUGCAUGUCUUACAAAUUGCUUUCAGACAUGAUGCCUGUGUAAGUUUACAAAAUUUUUGUUUUGGUCUCGUUAAUGAAAAUGCAUGGGCACUAUUUCAAUCAGAAGAAUUCAUUUCAAUUGAUGAAAUGAUCUUGAUAUCGCUUUUAAAGCGCGAUGACUUUAGUGUUGAAGAAAUUGAUAUAUGGAAUUUCGUAAUAAACUGGGGUAUUGAACAUACACCAUCAAUUCUCGAGCGAGAUAUUUCGAAAUGGACAUUUGAAGAUUUCACACUAUUAGGAACGACAUUACGUAAUUUGCUUCCACUUGUAAGACUAUUCCAAAUAACAUCUAAAGAUUUUUAUCAUAGAGUUUGGCCGUUUGAACAAAUAUUACAUAAAGACCUUAAAGAAGAAUUAUUAUCGUUUUAUCUUACAAAAGAACCACCAAAACAUGUUCCACUACUUGAACCAAGAAUUUUACAAAAAAAUAUUGAUUCCGAAAUCAUUUCAUAUAAUCAUGCAAUGUUGAUUGCAAGUUGGAUUAAUCGUAAAAAUCCACAAUCUUCAUCGGGUCCGUCGUUCUCAAUACCGACAUAUUUUGAUAUAAAAGAUUUCAGAAUUAAAGAUAAAGGAAUACAUGUUCCAUAUCGACUUCGUUUGAUAUAUAGAGCAUCAAGAGAUGGCUUUACCUUUGAAUCGUUUCAUAAACAUGUUGAUAAUAAAGGUCCAGCCGUA
Messenger RNA from Dentiscutata heterogama, 858 nucleotides. The record is from the annotation of a GenBank genome assembly. Lineage: Eukaryota; Fungi; Glomeromycota; Glomeromycetes; Diversisporales; Gigasporaceae.